Molecule: messenger RNA, 2417 nt
Organism: Pristis pectinata (smalltooth sawfish)
Lineage: Eukaryota; Metazoa; Chordata; Chondrichthyes; Rhinopristiformes; Pristidae
Gene: selenop
Product: selenoprotein P
Exons: 7
Coding region: 652-1266 (204 amino acids)
Biological process (GO): selenium compound metabolic process
Cellular component (GO): extracellular region
Molecular function (GO): selenium binding
Source: RefSeq, a predicted model, not a curated record
GAAGAGGCAGGGACUGGGGCUGAAGAAGAGGCUGCAAUGCAGAAGGAGCCGAUGGAAUGUGUCACCAUGAGGGCUUUCAUGGGCUUCAACUCGAGCUAACAGUUUUUUUUGAGGAACUUUAUCUUCUGACAAUCGAGAGAAACAGAGGACUGCAGAUGCUGGAAUCCAGAAGAAAAACAAGAUGAUGCUGGAAGGACUCAGCAGGCCAGGCAGCGUCCGUGGGGAAAAGCAGACGGUCAACGUUUCAGAAGCAACAUUCCAGAAUAAAGAAAAACCAGAAAUAGGAAGUUGGCACAUGAGCUGUUUCUGACUGACACAUCUGAACUUUGAGCCAAAUCCUGUGACUGCAGAGAGAGAGAGAACCAGAGGUAUAAAUAGCAGUGAACAUCUGGGAUCCCAAUAGUGAGAGAAAACAGAUCAGCAUAGGAACAAGCUGGGAACAAAAUAGCUAAACACCCAAAGCCCUCUGCGUCAAUGCAAAAGGGCCUGGGUGUUGCCCUGACUCUCUGCCUACUCCUCGUGGGGUGGGCAGAGGGUCAGGGACAAUGUGAGAAUCCACCAACAUGGACCAUUGGGAACAAAAAUCCCAUGAAAGACUCUAUGGGGAGAGUGACCGUGGUGGCACUACUGCAGGCCAGCUGACAGUUCUGUAUGGUCCAGGCAGCCAGUCUGAGGCGCCUAAAGCAGAAACUAGAUCAGAAGGGGUUGCUGAACAUCUCCUACAUGGUGGUAAAUCACCAGGGAAACAGCUCACGUAAAAAUUACCAAGUGCUGAAAUCAAAGGUGCAAGAAGCACUGCCUGUGUAUCAACAAGAAAUUGGUCAGCCUGAUGUUUGGACGCUACUCCGAGGCGAGAAGGAUGACUUCCUCAUCUACGAUAGGUGUGGCCAACAGACCUUUCACUUGGGACUGCCAUACACCGACCUCAGAAAAAGAUACGUGGAGCACGGAAUUAGGCAAACGUAUUGUCAAACAAUCUGCACUAAUUGCUCUUUGUCGGACCAGCCUCCAGUGUGUAGUGCCAGAGAUGCAGAAGAACAAACAGAAGCUGAAGCUGGCAACCAUCACGGUCACCAUCGGGGCCAUGCACACAAUUCCUAUAAAAGAGCUAGAAGAUGGCCUCUCCCCAAGAACAGGACCCAGUCAGAACAAGUUGAACACGUUGACCAUCAGCACCACCAGCAUCACCAUCUGCAGCACCAGCACACAGAGUUUUCAGCGAGUGAAGGGGGAGUCCACGGCUUGCACCGGCUGGGAGAUCCAUGAAAAAACACACUGAGGUGCAAGAGGAAGUUCAGCUGAAAGCCCAACGGCAUGUCAGAACUAGCAGGGAUCGGGUGAUGAUGAUACUGCCGUCAACUGCCCCAUCAAAACCCUUCCAAUAAUGAAGUGUUUUGACAAUGCAGGAUACGGUCAUCAUCCUGACAGUGACAGGCAGAGGUUGGUGGGGAGAACCUGUCCGAAUCCUGACAGUGACGACUGCUGUCUGCUCUCUGACCAAUGCAAACCAGGCUGGGGCAGAACCAAUGACAACCUAGCACAAACUGAGGAUGACAAGAUGGGCAGCAGUAAACACUCUGGCUAGAAUGUAAAUUGCUGUUUUCAUAAAGCUUUGAAACCUGUUUGGAUUUCAGCUUUAAGGUUUACUGCGAGUCCUGUAUUCCAUCGUGAGGGCUGAUCUGCUACCAAACAGUAUUACCUGCCCGAUCAGUAUAACGUCCAAGUUAGUCCUUGUCAAUCUUGCUUUUUUUCCCAGUCCUUGUGGUUGUUUCUAUGAGGACAGCUGCACAAACUACACGGUAGUAGCUGCUAUCUGAUGUAAGACAAGCACAAAGGGAAAAUGAGUAAAAAAGAGAAACUAAUCUUCCUAAUCUGCAACAACCUUGCAAAACAUGCUUAUCAACAUCAAUGAAUUUGCAUUUCUGAUCCAUCAAUUUUUCUUGCUAUAAUUCUGAAGAAGAAAAUUCCUCUACUUUGUGGCAUCCACCGAAGUACUGCUAAUUGAAACAAGCAGGAGCAUUUCUUAACAAUUAGUAAAUAACACCCGAAGUUACUGGAAUUAAACACAACCAGAGUAAUCUGUGGUUGGGGCCAUUAACACUUGAGCUGAAUCUCACCUCACAGCUACUUUACUCUCUCAUUUGCUCUAUGACUAAUCAAAGAAAUCCUUUAACGUAAUUGUCAAUAUCCGGCCACAUAUGGCUUUCAGUUAAAAACAAAGACUUGAUUAUGACAAAAGAGUGUUUGUGAUUUGUUUGAAAGCAGGUGCCAUAUUUCAUGAUAGUUACUGGGGAAACCAUGACCCCAGUUUACCUGAAAUCCCUGUGUGGUAAAUGCAAACAGAUUACAUUUUCUGGAAGGUUUACAAUGCACUGAAAGUGUAAAAAGAUGUCAAUAAAAAAGUCUGUUUCUGGAAA